UCUUCACCUCGUUGCUAUGCGGGCUGAUUCAUUGCGUCAAAACCCCAGCUUUAGCGAAACACUCAACGUAAACAAAUACGCCGCAGCCCCCGAAGUACGAUAUAUCAUUCCCAAUUAUACGAAUGCGAUAAUGAGGAAUGGGCAUCAAAGGGAUAUAUGCUGAGAUUGGGACAGGUGAGCGGGUGGCUCUGUCCAGGCUCGCGGCAGAGACAUUUGAACGGACGGGACGACCUCUGCGAAUAGCUAUAGACAUUUCAAUAUGGAUGUUCCAGAUCCAAUCAGGGAGAGGCGGAACCAAUCCGGCAGUGCGAACCUUCUACUACCGUCUACUCCGCCUCCUUUCCAUCGCUAUACAGCCGCUUUUCGUUUUUGAUGGACCGCAUAGACCCCCGGUUAAGAGGAAUAUACGUAUAGCGCCGGGACUGAGUUCAUCGUUGCCGGAACAUCUAACAAAAGACCUCUUACGAUACUUCGGGAUAACAUACCAUACUGCACCUGGAGAAGCAGAGGCAGAAUGUGCUCUACUGCAAAAAGAAGGGAUCGUCGAUGCAGUUUUGAGCGAGGAUGUCGACACUCUUAUGUUCGGGUGUGGAUUGGUACUGCGUAAUUGGUCGAGUGAAAGUUUACGGGGUAGCAAGAGCCCAACUCAUGUGAACUUGUACGAGGCCCAGAAGAUCAGGUCUGGCAAAUCUGGCUUAUGCAGCGAGGAUAUGGUGCUCAUUGCAUUGAUGAGUGGUGGUGACUAUAUCCCUGAAGGUAUACCCGGCUGCGGAGUCAAGGUCGCGUGCGAAGCUGCCAAGGCCGGCUUUGGCACAGAGCUCUGCAAAAUAUCUCGUAAAGACACCGCUGGGUUGCGGCAAUGGAGAGAUAAUCUAGCUCACGAGCUGCGUACGAAUGAGAGCAAAUUCUUUCGUAUCAAACAUGCCUCUUUGGAAAUACCAGACAACUUUCCUGAUCCAAAGGUUCUCAAAUACUAUACCAGCCCUGUCGUGUCGAAUCGGGAGAGCCUCGAUAGACUCAAAGCAGGGCUAGUAUGGGAAGCUCCUAUCGACAUUUCCGGAUUACGAGCUUUUGUUGCAAGCGCAUUUGGCUGGGAAUUCAAAUCGCAGGCUAUUAAAUUCAUCCGGGGCCUUGCGCCUGCGAUAUUAGCUACGAAACUCGCUACACAAAGAUCUCCCGUCGCAUCACUUGAGCAGGCAUCUGGGCAGUCCACCGAGCAUGAUAACGUAUUAUCUCUUGUUAGGGGUCUUCAUGGAACCCGAACUCAUUUCUCAACCGAUGGUACUCCCGAGCUACGCGUUGCAUACGUUCCGAUUGAUAUCGUGGCCCUGGAUCUCAGUACUGAACACUCGGACACCGAAUACAUGGACCGCGACGAAUUUACCUCGGAUUUGGAGGACGAUAGCAAUAUACCUGCAACGCAAUCAAAUGCUUCAAAUGUCAAAGCACAAGUGGCGCAUGAUCCAACCCAACCAGAAAAAGUAUGGAUAUUGGAAAGCUACGUCAACCAUGGAGCUCCAUCAAAAGUUGAGGAGUGGAGAGAAUCGCAACAACGGCCCAAACCCGCACGUGCUUCCAAAACGGGCCCGAAAAAGGCAACGGGAAAGGUAGGCACGCAUGCUGGGGCGUUAGAUCGUUUCGUCAAGGUAUCAAAGCCCGAUAUCUAUCUAGGCAGAGGGGCUGGAGGAUCCAAAGAGAGUAACCUCGUCCCUUCAAGCUCGCAGGACAGCGGGAUAGUAGAUAGCGACACUAUCCCUCCCGUCUUUUUGGCUCCGAGCAUUCCUUUAUCUCCAACCCAGAGACCCCGACAGUCCAGCAAAACCUCAAGUCGCAGACAAUCUAAGCCUGCCAGGUCCGCGCGAAGCACAGAGUCGCCGGGGCCACUCAAGGAUGUGAAUCCUUGGACAUUAUCUAAACCCGCUUCAUCGCAGCAAGAAUACUCAGUCACACGUAAUUCUACCUUGGCAGCAGUUGCAGAUGCGAUUGAUCUUUCGGUCGACACGUCUCCUCUGGUUCCUAGGAAACACAGCCGGCCUGUGUCUUCCUCUUCUAUAUCAUCAAUGGAACGUAAAACCUCGGCACCCAAAGACACCGUCCAAGACGGCAAGCGGACGUCAGGUCGUAGUCCUAAUUCAGUUUACCAAACAUCCAUAAAGGCACGUUUAUCCAGGCCAUCUCCUGCACCCACCUUUUCAUUCGACGCGGGAUCCACGUCCGCAAGGCCAGUCACGCCAGAUUCUUCACGACGCUUCCUCGACUGUCCAGAGGGUGCAAAUGCAGCGAAAAAUUCACAAAAGGACAACCCAAUCAUCCUCCUCUCCUCAUCACCCACUCUCCCAUCUCCAUCAGAAUUCACCGCCCCUCGAGAACGUUCCGGCCUUGCGGUAGACGACACGGCAGAACCUAACUCAGACGUUAUUUCAAAUGUAUCCAGCCCAACUCGAACCCCGCGUGACUGUCGUUCUCCUCAGUCAAUUACUCCACCCGCUUCUCCUACUACUCUCAACGCACGUAUAUUAACACCGCCACCAAUCAUCAACAAAGCACUCAUUGAAAUCUCUUCAUCCCCGCCUAUGCCUGAAUUACCGCCCAGCGUCACUAGACGGAGACCGCGACGACCAAGAGCCAACAAACAGUAUUACUGUGAAAACGAAGACAAAGAUACAGAGACGCCAGCAAACCACGCAGAUGGACGCGCCGAUAAUCAUAAUUCCGGUUUCCAUCAAAGUCCAUCAGAAAUCCUCAAAGGUUUGGAGCAGGAGAUUUCCAUGCCUUCGUCCUCUAAGACCUCGACUCGAAAUCAGAAGCGCUCUGUCGCUGUGACGCUGCGCGAGAGUCUCGACGGCGCGUGGAAAGAAGUCGUCUCUUCAGAAUCCUCUUUAACUUUGUCUGGUAGUAGUCGUUCUCGUGGCGAGGCCACGACAAAGACUGAUAGCAAGAGUACUCGACCUAGUAGAAGGCCGACAAGACGCACAGUGCAGCAGCAGCGAGUUUGGGAAGGCGUGGAGGUUUUGGAUUUGACUGGUUCUUGAUAUCGAUUUCACGUCAUGAGAUGUUUUGAUGAUGACGACCCAGACUUUUGUUAGCUACUGGGUUUCUCUUUUUUUUUUGGCCGCUGGGUCUGUUCCUUUUGGAGCUUAUUGAAGGUUACGUGUUACGAGGUUGACUAGUUUGUAAUGUUUUAUAUAUACCCUCUUUCCUUAGUAUACAGUAUAAUUGCACCCUUGAUGAUGAUGUUACUCGACGCGUUAAAUUUUCAUAGGGUGGUCAAAGA
This is a messenger RNA of Xylona heveae TC161, 3274 nucleotides long. RefSeq lists its product as hypothetical. NCBI's taxonomy places the organism in Eukaryota, Fungi, Ascomycota, Xylonomycetes, Xylonales, Xylonaceae. The transcript is spliced from 3 exons. Gene Ontology annotation, molecular function: 5'-flap endonuclease activity; crossover junction DNA endonuclease activity. The record is from RefSeq and is a predicted model, not a curated record. Bases 138 to 3032 code for a protein of 964 amino acids.